GUGUUUCACUCGUCUUGCCUCUGCAUGAGCAAUCUUGUCAUUCUUGAAAUUUCAACUUGAAAAUUCAAAAUUGAGAACGGUUGACCUCAUUGUUUAGUUUGAGAAACUUGCUAGUGGUUUCACAUGAGGGUUUCGAAAACAGAGAGAGAGUCAAGUUUUCUACAAGCACUAUCUACAUAUACAUAAUACUAUUUGACUAGAGGAAAAACAGACAAGAUGAACAUAUUUAACACUGUUAAAAGAAAAGACAGCACUAGUUGGCGUGAGCCUUCAGCUGUGGUGGAUUUGACCGAAGAUUCUGACGGUGAGGAGGGGAGAGCCUAUGUGCUAGACACUGAUGAAUCAGCCAGUGAUCUGAACGACAGCAUCGAAAAGACACACAGACGUGGCAAGGUGAUGGCCAUUCCUGACUCUGAUGAAUCCGCAGUCGAGGAACAAGAGGAUACACCAAAUGCAGACACUGAUGACUCGACUAAUGACGAUGGAGAUGAUAGCCUGAUUCCUGAAAUUGAAGAAGCAUCAAAUGACAACCCACAGAUAAGCCAGGACUCCGAAUCAUCAAAUGAUGAUCUUCAAAUCAGCCAAGACUCUCAACAUUCCAACUAUUUGAACUCUUCGAGGUCUCCCAGUGCACCGCAACAAGAUGUUAAGUUUAUGACGCCACCAACUCAAGCAUCUUCUCUCAAAACCUCCAGCAGCGUGAAUCAAGUUGGAAGUUACGCAGGGGCCAUCAAGAAAGAACGGUUCAGCCCUCAAUUCAAUGUUCCUGUCAUUCCAACCAAGCAACAGAGCCCUCCAACCUACACCAAGAAGGAAGAAAAUGAUGCUGAGAAAAGGGCUACAUUGACCCAAACUAUUUUAACAAAGAAGGAUCAAUUGAAAAGGCUUGAGAAAUUCGGCAACAACGAGGGAUACCUGUCUCUUCUUCCUGACAAGGGAGCAAAAGUUAACUCCCAAAUCACCUCCCUGAGGCUGGAACUGAGAAAACUCUACAAAUCGUUGAAAGAGAUGGGUGAAAUUUCUCCUCUUCAAGAGAAAAAAGUGGAGCCACCAAUCGCAGCCGCGUCCAACAUUGUGCCUUUUGAAAAUCUUCCUGUGAAGAAGGCCUACCAUAGACCUGAAGACUAUACUAUUGCUGAGGCGUUGACAGGUGAUGCUUUGAUCCAGUUGCAUUCUACUUUGCGAGAGAUGCCAGAGGAUGCUUCUGACGACGGACCUCAUGGAUUGGAGGUAGAGCUGCUCCCUCACCAGAAAAGAGCUCUGGCUUGGGCCCUUUGGAGGGAGUGCAAGCACCCUAAAGGCGGAAUUUUAGCGGAUGACAUGGGUCUUGGAAAAACUCUUACCAUGAUUGCCUUAAUUUUGCGAAGCAGGGAGCUGAUCAAGGACAAUGAGGAAAAUAUCACUGCAAGUCCUGGAGGCCUGAAGAAAGCGAAGACUCUGGUGGUCUGCCCUGCUAGUGUCCUGAAGCAGUGGGAGGCAGAAAUUGUUCAGCGUUGCAAGCCCCGAGCUCUUGUACCUUAUGUUUACCACGGAAAUUCAAGAGGAAUUUCUCUUAACAGGCUCUGCCGAGCUGAUGUAGUGAUCACUUCUUUUGCCAUUGUGGGCCGAGAAGGAAAAAUUACCACAGACUUCAUUCCUGGCGAUGAGACCAAGCCUUCAGGCACACUUUUCCAAGUCCGAUGGGAAAGAAUCAUCCUCGAUGAGGCGCACACCAUCCGCAACCCUAAAACUCAGAUCGCACAGGGUGCCUAUCAAUUGGAAGGCAAGUACCGUUGGUGCUUGACCGGGACUCCACUCCACAACAAACUGAAGGACAUCUACAGUUUGCUGUACUUCCUCAAGUUUACUCCGUUUACUAACGAGAUGGUGUGGCGGAGAGUAGCAGAGAACAAGAGCUCUGCAGGAUUGGAAAGACUGAACACAUUGAUGAAGACAAUCAUGCUGCGAAGAACAAAGGCCGAGCUUCAUGAAAUGGGCCAGCUUGAUUGUCUGCCUAGCAAGGGUGUGCAACAAGUUGAGUUGGUUCUGAGUGAGGAGGAAAACAAGAUCUAUCAGCACAUGCUCAAGAAAUCUAAAACACUGAUGGCCAAGUUUAUUUUACAACGAGCUGAGCGAAUGGUUGAUAGUGGUGAAGAUGUGUAUGCAGUUAGAAAAGCUAUGGAGCAGCUGGAAAAGGACGGCUUUGAUGUGAAGAAAGGCAUGUUCAUGGAUGGGCAAAAUGUAAAGUCCUCUCACAUCCUUGUCCUCCUUUUGAGGCUUCGCCAGAUUUGCUGCCACAUGUCUCUUGUCAAGGAUAAAUUAGACGAUGACGUAAUGGAGGCAGAGAAUAUCGAUGUCAAGGAAAACAGCUUUGAUGAUUUGGUAAAUGACAUCAACAACCUCUCCAUUGCUGGGCGAGAUGAACCAGAGGAGAAAGGUUUACUUGACUCUGAUGACCCUAUUUAUGAGGAAGACUUCGAAAGCACAAAGAUCAAAGCCACUUUGAAACUCGUGGAAGAAAUCAGAGAGAGGGAAGAGAAGGUUGUUAUUGUGUCUCAGUGGAAGAGCUUUUUGACUAUUGUGAAGUAUCACUUGCGUGCUGCUGGAUUCCGUUCAACACUGUUCUCUGGAGACUUAACCAUGGCGAAGAGACAAGAAAUCAUCUCCGACUUUAAUGAUAAGCAGGGAAGGAUCAAGGUGCUGCUGUUGUCUUUGACUGCUGGGGGUACUGGAGUCAAUUUGAUCGGAGGGAACAACUUGAUCCUCAUGGACAUCCAUUGGAACCCUCAACUGGAGGCCCAAGCUAUGGACAGAAUCUACAGAGUUGGCCAGAAGAAAGAUGUGAACAUUUAUAAGCUCAUCUGCCAACAUUCCAUUGAAUCAUCAAUUGAGAUAAUGCAGGAGAAAAAAUUGGAACUCUCUGAGGGUGUCUUGAACAAGAAGAAGAGCGUGAAGCUUGACAUUGAAGACCUUCGAGAUUUGUUCAAGAAUGCUUAAAAUAUGUACUAUACAAACUACUCAAAAUAAAUAUAACUGCAUGUUCAAAUGA
Molecule: messenger RNA, 3028 nt
Organism: Cloeon dipterum
Lineage: Eukaryota; Metazoa; Arthropoda; Insecta; Ephemeroptera; Baetidae
Gene: lds
Product: lodestar
Exons: 14
Coding region: 217-2976 (919 amino acids)
Biological process (GO): DNA repair
Cellular component (GO): nucleus
Molecular function (GO): ATP binding; ATP-dependent chromatin remodeler activity
Source: RefSeq, a predicted model, not a curated record